CUUAGGAGGACUGCAUGAAUAUGUAGUGCCUUGUGUUAAAGUCCCAGAGGAUUUUAAGUUACAUAUGAGGAACAGUUUGUUUCCAGAAACAAAGAAACCAGAUGAACACAGGGAAGUUCUUCAAUUGUCCGAAUCUAGUUCUUCUUGGAAGAGGGAUUCCAGCUCUGAUGACUCGGCCCCUGAUGAAGAGUAUAGACAUUCAAGAUCAUUGUACACUUCUUGAUAAGAAAAAAGAUUGGGUUAGGUGCAAUUAUUGCGCAAAGGAGAUCUAUAGUUAUACUGUCCUUAAGCAACACUUAGGCGGAAUACGUGGAACUAUAUCACCUUGCGUUGAAGUUCCAGAGGAUAUUAAGGUACAAAUGAACAAAUACAACCUACCCGCUUUGUUGCGGAAGAGGAAACCAAGUGUUAUAAUGGAGUACUCGGGAUCAGAGCAAAAAGAUGAGAAAUUACAGGUUAUGCCUAACCCCGAAAAGAAAAACAAAGUGAAGAAUAAAGAAGACGCUGAAGAUGACUCAUCCAGGCAAACCCAGAGGUGUAUCGGCAGAUUCUUUAUAGAAAAUGGAAUUGAUUUUAGUGCUGCAAACUCAUCUACCUUUGAGAAAAUGAUACAUGCUUUGGUUGGAGGUGAAUCCACGACAUACAAGGUCCCUAGUUGUGAUGAUCUAAAAGGGUGGAUCCUAGAGGGAGAACUGAAAGCAAUGCGAGAGCAUGUGCAGGAAGUUGUGUGUUCUUGGGGAAGCACAGGGUGCAGUAUAUUGCUGGAUGGGUGGACCGAUGAGAAAGGGCGGAAUAUGGUUAAUUUUAUAGUUGAUAGCUCACAGGGUCCCAUAUUCUUGAAGUCUGCCGAUUUCUCAGAUUCCAUUGGAGAUGUAGAUGCCAUGAUCUCAUUGAUAAGUGGAGUUAUUGAUGAGGUUGGAGUGCAGAAUGUGGUUCAAAUUGUCACAUACACUACCCUGGGUUCAAUGGAGGAAGUUGGUAAACAAAUGACAGUGAAAUAUAAGAGUAUAUUUUGGACUUUUUGUGCAUCUCACUGCAUAGGCCUCAUGUUGGAGAAGAUAGGAAUGUUGGCUACUGAGAGAGGAGUUCUCAGCAAAGCAAAUGCCAUUACUAAGUUCAUUUACAGCCAUGCCACAGUUUUGAAGCUCAUGAGGAAACACACUCAUGGGUUCGACCUGGUUAGUUCCUGCAGGAUAAGAUCAAUGGUGCCUUUUUCAAUAUUGCAGAUAAUCAAGUCUCAAAAGAAGAAUUUGAGGAAGAUGUUUACUUCGCCAGAAUGGAAGAACUUGACCUUGGCUUCAACAGCAGAUGGAAGGAUGGUGGCUGAUUUGGUCACCGGGGAGCCAUCUUUCUGGACUGAAGUCGAUAUGCUUUUGAAGGCAAGUAUUCCACUUAUAAAUGCUCUGCAUCUAAUUAAUGGAGGAGAUAGUAGACCUCAGUUGGGCUACAUAUACGAGAAAAUGGACCAGGUCAAGGAGGAAAUAAAAAAGAAGUAUGAAGGCAGGAAAACCAAAUAUGAGCCUUUUUGGACAGUUGUCGAAUGAGAUUUGGGAUGACCAACUCCAUAGCCCUAUCCACGCAGCAGGCUACUAUUUAAAUCCGGGUCUCUUUUACUUUAAAGAUUUCUAUGCUGAUAAUGAGGUCAAGGCCGGACUUCUGUGCUGCAUCGUGCGAAUUGUGGAGGAUGAACGUGAACAAGACUUGAUAGCAUCACAAUUCGAUAAGUAUAGAAAUGCUAGUGGAACUUUCGGCGAUGGGGAUGCUGUUGAUCAAAGAGCAACGCUUGCUCCAGCCCUGUAUGGAGGCGAAUACCCUGAAUUACAACGAUUUGCUAUAAGAAUUCUGUCUCAGACCUGUACUGGUGCCUUAAGAUAUGGUUUGAGAAGGAGUCUAACUGAGGAACUACAUAUGAAGGGAAGAAACUGUUUAGAGCAAAAACGGUUGGCUGAGCUGACUUUCGUUCACCAUAACCUCCGGUUGCAAAAUGUACUUGCUUCAAACUCAGAUUACACUCACAUAUUUCUUGAACCUAUCAGUCCAAUGGAUGAAUGGAUCGGAGGGUGUAGCAAGGAAGUGAAAGCAGCUGAACAAAUUUGUAAUGUCUGAAAUAGCUGGAUGUUCAGUAGAUAAUGACUGUAGUGAUGUGAAUACGUAAGUAGUCUUGUAGAGCUAGAGAAUUUAAUAUUGUAGAGCCAUGGAGCAUGGCUUAUUAACAGAGACUAAGAAUGAUACAUUGCGAUUUGGAGGUGGAUAGGAAGACCAUAUGCAUCAAUCAUGAACUCCUAUUUCUUUGAAUACAAAGAGUUACUGUUUCAUGGAAUGAAAACUCCAGAAAUAGUACAUAAAGCCAAGAAGGUGCCAGGUGGUAAUUACAAAAUGAUGUGUGAAUGGUGAUUAUUUCUGCAUGUUACAAAUUUAGAUGUAUGGUUAACUUAUUUUGAUCUCUUAAUAUGUCGAUCAAAGAUUUCUAAUUUUACCCUGGAGGGGUUUUAGGUUAGGCAAAUCUAUUGUAGGGAGUAUAAAUAUUGUAAAUUAAUGUUCUCAAUUCUUUAUA
Papaver somniferum (opium poppy) is the source of this 2554-nucleotide messenger RNA. RefSeq lists its product as uncharacterized. NCBI's taxonomy places the organism in Eukaryota, Viridiplantae, Streptophyta, Magnoliopsida, Ranunculales, Papaveraceae. The transcript has 2 exons. Bases 102 to 1544 code for a protein of 480 amino acids. The record is from RefSeq and is a predicted model, not a curated record.